AUGGCGACCCUCUCGCAUGAUUUGACCAUUGAAAUACUACGUGGUUUAAGUGUAAAAGACCUUCUACGCUUCAAGUGUGUUUCAAAGCUCUGGUGCUUUUCGAUUGAUGAUCCAUAUUUCAUCAAACUCCACCUCUCCCAUUCCGUCAAAACCAAUACCAAUUACUCCCUUAUUCUCCGUCGCUGGGGGUACGAUUUCCUCUCCGUCAACUACGACUCACUCAAAACAACUCAAAUAAUCACCCCCCCACUCACCGAUAGUCCCAUUAAAAUAUCGGGUUCUUGCAAUGGUUUACUGGCUCUAAUAGACGACAAGGAUAGAAUAUUUCUAUGGAACCCUUCAACGAGAAAAUCCCAGGUAUUACCUUCCACUGAAAUAGACUUUUCAUCUACAUCGAUUAGCUCUACCCCUUCAACUUAUUAUGGAUUUGGGUACGAGCCCAUUUCUGAUGACUACAAAUUGGUUCGAAUGGUCCAGUCACAUGGAAACAAUAAUGAAUAUUUUCAUUCUGAAGCAAAGGUUUACAGCUUGAGGAGCAAUUGUUGGAGAAGGAUUAAGGAUGUCUGCUUUUAUCUUAAAUUCAAUCGAGAAUUUGGGUUUUUGGCUAACAACGCUUUACAUUGGAUGGUAUUUAAAACUCCCCAAUCGGAUAAUUGA
Gossypium arboreum is the source of this 657-nucleotide messenger RNA. RefSeq names its product F-box protein CPR1-like. The transcript has a single exon. Gene Ontology annotation, molecular function: protein binding. Lineage: Eukaryota; Viridiplantae; Streptophyta; Magnoliopsida; Malvales; Malvaceae. Bases 1 to 657 code for a protein of 218 amino acids. The record is from RefSeq and is a predicted model, not a curated record.